GUCGCUCGGGCCCAGGGCGGGCUGCGGCACAUGAUCGGCGCUUCUCCGCCGCCUGCGCCUUCCUCCUCGUUCACUCGCAGUCCAGUGCGCGGUCCGUAUACACCUGGACAUCGUCGUCUUGCAUACCCUCACGUUCGAGACACACACUCAAGUCCCUCGUCCCUUCGUAACCAAGCUAAAGAAAAAACAGCAGCAUGUCUCUCGCAGAUCCAGUUGCCUUCAUGAAGGAUUUCCUCGCCGGCGGUAUCUCCGCCGCCGUCUCCAAGACAUGCGUCGCCCCCAUCGAACGUGUAAAACUGCUCCUCCAGGUACAGCACAUCUCCAAACAGAUCCCAGAGGACCAGCGUUACAAGGGUAUGGUUGAUUGCUUUGUCCGUAUCCCCAAAGAACAAGGUGUAUUGGCAUACUGGCGUGGUAACACUGCUAACGUAAUCAGAUAUUUCCCCACUCAGGCCUUGAACUUCGCCUUCAAAGACAAAUACAAGCAGGUCUUCUUGAGCGGAGUUGACAAAAAGACACAGUUCUGGAGGUACUUUGUUGGUAACUUGGCUUCUGGUGGUGCUGCCGGUGCUACAUCCCUAUGUUUCGUAUACCCCCUUGAUUUCGCCAGAACCAGAUUGGCCGCCGAUGUCGGCAAAGGCGCAGGCGAGCGUGAAUUCUCCGGUUUGGGUAACUGUCUGGUGAAAAUCUUCAAAUCUGACGGUUUGGGAGGUCUCUACAAGGGAUUCUUCGUCUCCGUCCAGGGUAUCAUCAUCUACAGAGCCGCCUUCUUCGGUUUCUACGACACCGCUAAGGGUAUCUUGCCCGACCCCAAGAACACUCCUCUCCUUAUUUCAUGGGCUAUUGCACAGACUGUCACCACCGUAGCCGGUAUCAUUUCCUACCCCUUCGACACGGUGCGCAGGCGCAUGAUGAUGCAGUCCGGCCGCGCCAAGAGCGAGAUCAUCUACAAGAGCACCGCCCACUGCUGGGUCACGAUCGCCAAGCAGGAGGGCACCGGCGCCUUCUUCAAGGGCGCCUUCUCCAACGUGCUCAGAGGCACCGGCGGCGCCAUCGUGCUGGUCCUCUACGACGAAAUCAAAAACCUCAUCGUCUAAGCCACGCUGUAUCGCGCGCGUCACGCUACGUUACGUUCUUUUCUAACACUCCAUCAUCAGUUGAGUCGCGGCGGAAGGGUCGUUCAGUGAACGCGCCCCUUCGUCGCUUAGCUAAACAAAUAUAUUUUCACUCCGUAGGCGCUCGGGUGCGUCCCCUAACCCAACGUGACACGCGAGGGUAUUUUUUGAAACUAAAAUCCACACACGUGCUGCCCAUUUUCAGAAAACACUUUCGCUGGACGUGAAGGGGGACGCAGCCGAGGAUUCAAGGGCUGUAAAUAAAUUUAGAUGUAAUAAAUCUAUUUAUUUUUAAAUUCCCGAUUAAAUAGUUUAAUGAGUAACCAGUAAAUUAACGCGGAAAAUAAUCGAAACUUGUGUAAGAGAGGAUGAAGGCGCAAAAUGCAAGUAGGUUAAUUAUUAUCGUUUAAAAUCGGCCGUUUUCGUAUGGAAAAUGGUCUCCAGAACUGCUCCCGUAGGUUUAUGAAGUACUGUCGUCACAGAUGGACCGAGUACCGGCAACAAUAAGUAACGAGGGACAUCAAAAGUUACAAUCUGUUGAUUAUUAUAUUGUUUUAUUAUUUAUCACCGCUAAUAGGUGGUAAAGAAUAAAAGAUAAUUACAAAAA
Molecule: messenger RNA, 1722 nt
Organism: Sitophilus oryzae (rice weevil)
Lineage: Eukaryota; Metazoa; Arthropoda; Insecta; Coleoptera; Curculionidae
Product: ADP,ATP carrier protein 2
Exons: 5
Coding region: 195-1097 (300 amino acids)
Biological process (GO): mitochondrial ADP transmembrane transport; mitochondrial ATP transmembrane transport
Cellular component (GO): mitochondrial inner membrane
Molecular function (GO): ATP:ADP antiporter activity
Source: RefSeq, a predicted model, not a curated record